GCCUCGCUUCGAUGAGUGGGGGCUGCCUCCCGAGGGCCAUGAGGGGCCUCGUGACAACCCCUUCCUGGUGCUCCUAGCCCCUGAGGGUCUCAAGGGCGGAGCACCCCUGGUAGCGACUGACGGACGCGUUGAACCGUCCGUCGCGGGCCGCCUUGCCCCCGCGCCUCUGGACGGUGGUGGUGGUCCCCUGCCUGGGGACGCGGCCAUCCUCGCGUCGCGGGGAGGCUAGGUGCCCCUCGCGGCGCCAGCCCCUAUGUCCUGCGCCUCCUCAGGCCGGCGCCAACUCGCCCCGCGGACCUUGAAGAGAAGGAAGUGGGUCGCCGCCGAUGACCCUUAUUUCUCAGGUCUCUGUCAAGUGAAGGGGCAAGGGUGUUCCCAUCACCACUCCCCGAAGCAUCGAAGUGCCCCGCGGUCAAGCUUACGCACACUAGAGAAGUCACACUCCUCACGAGGUGACCCCUGGCGGUUCGCGACCCCGGGUCCCCGGUGUCCUUCGACAGGGGCAACGCCAGGCUGACAUGGGUGGCGUCGCCGUUCAUCCCGUUAUCACGUGGCGGAACUUGGGUCCGCCGUGAGUUGAUGAGCGGCCUGACAUCUGGCUCGCGCUGGGCCAUGCCUCGGGCCUGGGAAGUGGGCGCCAGGACGGUUGGCCCUGGGUUCGCACCUGAUGCCGCCGGACCGUCCAGAGCCUCUGCUACGGCCGGGGGCAUGGAGCGGGGCCCUGGCCGAGCGCGGGAGCUCGCGCGUGGCCGCGGCUGCGGUGCCGUCCGGCACGGCCUUCUUCAGGACGCGAGGGGCACGCUGGACCGGCUCGAAGCAGAGCUUGGCGAUGUUGACUCUUACCUCGAGGCCGAGCAUCAGCGCCUGGCAUGCGAGUGGCGCCGGCUCGAAGUAGGUGUCAACUUUAGCCACCUCCAGCAUGAAGCCACUCGCUCAAAGGACAAGGCGUCCUCCGCUACAGCCAAAGAAGCCCGCAACUGCGCUUUCGAAGAGGCUGAGGCCGCCAAAAAGCACGAGUAGGAGCUUGUGUCCUCCGUCAUGACCAUGGAGCGGGAAGCCCGGGAGCGCGAAGUCAUCGCGCCCGUUCCCGCGGAAGGGUUGUCGAACCGCGAAGUGGAGCUCCGUGCUCUAGGGGAGGCGUUGGAGCUGGUAGCGUUGGAGCAGGACUUGGAGCGCGACCGGCUUGAGAUGAUGGAGCGCCAAGUGAUGACCGUUGAGGCCGCCCUGACCUCUCGGGAGGCGAAGGUUCAAACGGAGAUCGACGGGGGAAUUGCGGGGGGCCGCCAAGACCUUGCCAAGGAUUAUCGUGAGAAGCUGAAGCUUGAGGAGACCCUCUUCUACACCCGGCGCAAUGAACUGAAGGCCGAGAUCGAUGGCCUCGGGGAGUGGCUGGCCUGGGCGGACAAGUGCCAGAAGGCUGCUCUCGACGCCCAAGCCGCAGCCAAGGCCGAGCUAGCUUCCCUUUAUCAGCAAGUGGCGAAUGUCGCUUCCCUGGUGGAGCGGGCGACAGAUGAGGCGAAUCGGGCUCGGGGUAUGCAACACACGCAAUCCGUGUUGUUUCAAGACUUGGAGCACCGGGCAAAUUGUGCCCUACGCUCCAUCUGCAAGGAGAGCGUCUCCAGCCCGCUCAUGCCCGACGAUGCCGGUUACCUCGCCUUCUUUACCAGGGUCGUGGAGCGUCUUGAAGGGAGCGCAGAGAAAGUGCGCCAGCUUGUUGACGAGGAAAGCCGUGACCUCCUCGCUCGGGCGUCGACGCGUGUUUUCAGCCAUCUUCUUCGCUCAGACCCCGACUUCGACUUCCAGGCCGUGAUCGACCCCGUCCCCAGGACAAUUCACGACGCACUAGGGGAGUGGGCGGAGGACCAUGUGGAUGACCUGAUUACACGGUUCACCUCCGAUGGCCUCGAGGAUCAGCAUGGAGCCGAGGAACAUGGGGCCGCCAUCAGCGAUGAUGAUGAUGCCUCUCCUUAGAGCGCCCUCCUUUUUCUUUUCCUGGUGACAUUUUGAACGUAACCCCGCGGGGAUGUAAAAGUACUUGGAGGAAACUCCCUCAUGAUGUAUGAAGUAACGUUGUACUCCCUUA
This is a messenger RNA of Aegilops tauschii subsp. strangulata, 2083 nucleotides long. RefSeq lists its product as uncharacterized. The record is from RefSeq and is a predicted model, not a curated record. NCBI's taxonomy places the organism in Eukaryota, Viridiplantae, Streptophyta, Magnoliopsida, Poales, Poaceae.